UGGUGCGCAUGCCCAGAGCGAUGACGGCGGAGGCCCCGAGCUAUGGCGCCGAUGAGUUAGUGGCGGCCCCAAGGAAAGGGCGAAGAUAGGCGGCGGAGGAGCUAUGUCCCGGGCGGAGCGGGGUCCGGGAGGGGAGUGCCUCGAGGAGGAGGAGGACGACGAGGCCCUGCAGGAAGAGGACCAUGACAUCGACCAGUUCAACGAGGACACGUUCGGAUCCGGGGCGGUGGAGGACUGGGAGGAGCAGGCGGAUGGCCUGGGCGAGGAAGGGGGCCGUGACCCCGGGGACGACCUGCUGGGGGCCAGCGACCUGGCGGAGAGCAUCAGCCGGCUGGUGGUGGACAGCGAGCUGGAGGACCCUGCCGUCAUGGGGGCCGUGCCCUCCAACACCGCACAGCGGGUCCCUCAGCUCCACCCCAGCAUGUGGGAAGGCCCCGCCAUGUUCCGGGGCAUGGGAAGCUCCUUCUUCUCCCACCUGGAGGGCAGCCGAAUACUGUCCGGGUCGAAGGACUCCGUCCUGCCCAGGCGCCCAGCGGUGGGCGCGGGCCCCGAGAGGGAUCUGUCGGACCGGGCGCCCCCCCCGAGGUCCUCGUCCCCGGUGAUCGGCUCCCCGCCGGUGCGGACUGCACCGAUCGGCACCCCGCCCAAGCAGCAUGCCGUCCUCCCCCUCGGGCAGCAGCCCUCCAUCCUGUGCCCGACCCCCAUCCACGUACGAGCUCCAAUCCACCAGCGGUUUUCCGCACCCUUCGUCGACCGGCGGUCUCCAACGCAGCUCCUCAACGUCAUGGCCGGCAGGAUGUCUCCCAGCCUUCCGGGCCGAGGCCCCUCGUUGCCGGGGGCGACGCUGUCGGCCCUGCAGGCCGGCCUGCUCCCGGGCCGCGGGGGAGUUCUGAUCCAGCCGCCCGCUGGCUUCCGGCCCUUCUUCACCGGGGCGGCGGCCGGACGACUCCAGGAGCUCAGGUCCACACAGCCGAUCGCUCGAGCCGACACCACCCACCUCCACCCUCAGCACCGCCGCCUCCUGACCCAGAGGUUCCAGACGCAGGGCGCCAGAGGCCUCCACCGGGGUCAGGGCGGCCCCGGAGGGGACCGGCUCGGACGGGGCUGCUACCCGGAGCCCAGGGACCCAUACAGCAACCUAAUGAGCCAGCGGGAGAAGGACUGGGUCAGCAAGAUCCAGAUGAUGCAGCUGCAGAGCGCCGACCCCUCCCUCGACGAUUACUACUACCAGAAUUACUUCGAGCGGCUGGAGCGGCAGCAGACGGAGGGGGACGUGGGCGGCGAGGCGCCGAGGAAGGAGAGGACCCGCCUCAUCACGCCACAGCUGGCCCGGCUGGAGCACACCUACCGCCCAGUGCAGUUCGAGGGCUCCCUGGGGAAGCUGACUGUCUCUAGCGUCAACAACCCUCGCAAGAUGAUCGACGCUGUGGUGACGACGCGCGGUGAUGAUGACGAGACGAAGGAGAAGCAGGUUCGCGACAGGAGGAGGCAAACGCUCCACACCAUCGAGAAGACGUACAGCCUGCUGCUGGAGGUGAAGGACCUGGAGCGGAAGUUCGUGCAGGUGUCGGAGUCCGAGCGCCCCUCCCUCCUCGAGCUCCGCAAGCUCAAGAUCGACCAGAUCUACGAGAACCUGCGCGGCAGGCAGACCUGUGCGUCUACCAGGCUGAGCGACGAGCACUUUGUACAGAUCAUGUGUAUCCGCAAGGGGAAGCGGCUGACCGCCCGGGCCCUGGGCCUGCUGGGCACCGAGGAGGCCGCCAGCCUGCUCCAGGCCACCGCCCGCAACCUACCGCUGCUGGCCAAGAAGGACUCCCAGGACGAGAUCUUGCCCUCGUUGACGGAGCCCUGCACCCGGCUGAUCGGCCGCCUGCCCUCCGGCGCUCUGACGGAACUGCUGCGGCAGCUGACCGAGGGCCCGGGCAGCCAUUUUGCCGCCGUCCUGCAGAAUAAGUUCGGUGUGACCCUCUUCUACAUGAUCCUGAGUCAGGGCGAACGGCUGCAGAGCUCGGCUGCCGACAGCCAGCUGAUGGAGGACAACAGGUGGACGGAGCUGGUGUUUGCAGUGACGCGGGAGCUUCUGAAAAUGCCUCAGGCCUGUCUGGCCACCCCGUCCGUCACCCCUGGCAACCUGCUGGCCCUGUUCUCCCACUACGUGGACAGGCAGCGGCUCGGCCUGCUGGAGGCCAAGUUACAACUCUCAGUCAACCCUCGGUAGAGGAAGUCGGCGGCUGGGUGGGGGACUCUGCGGCCUCUGCACGGAUCCCGGUGACACCGGACAGGAGUCUCCCCGGCCACGGCGGCAAUCUCUCUCUCCCCCCACCCCCCCCCCCAUCAACACCGGAUGAAGAGGUGUACCCGGCGACGACGGGCCGAGGUCUCCCGCGGCGACAUGUCUCCCUGGCGACGGUGGGCGGGGGUUCUCCACCGGUGACCUGCGUGCCCACUGGGAGGGGGGGGGGCCAGAUGCGUCACCCCGGCAACGGCAGCGGAUAAACUUCCCGCUGCGCAGUUUGCUUCAGGAGCACCGAUGGGGGUGGGGGGUGAUUGCUCAUUCACGUCAAACGUUCCCUUCACCCCCCCCCCCGCAAACACCCGGCCACGUAUCUCUUCCCCUCUUUUUUUAAACACCCCCCCCCCCACCCCAUUGUCCCUGUCGGUGUUGGUCGUCCUGGUAUCCUCUCUCUGGCUCUCCCCCCAGCCUGGUACCACCUCUCCCCCCAGUACAUCCAGCCGCCUGUUUCCGACGCGAGCCCGCCGCCCCCCCCGCCCCCGCGGUGGGUACAGAUCCUAUUUUGAGUAGACUGGCUUUAUACGUGCCUGCACUGGCCAGGGGGAGGCUCCAAUACCCACCCCUCCCCGGCCGUGAGUCUCUCUCCCUCUCUCUGUCCUCACCCACCCCCCCCCCGCGCUGACCUGUGUGUGUGAGGUGACAUUAGUUAUACCUGGGGCGAUAUUUGCUAUGCCCUCAAACGCACACACCCCUUGCUGGUCUGUUCCUCUUCUUCCCCCGGUCCAUGCCUCUCCCCCACCCCCCCCACCCUCGCCCGUUCCUGACACCUUCCUCCGUCCCUGACCCCCUCCUCCCUGGCCUGUUCCUGAUGCCCUCCUCCCUUGCCCGUCCCUGACGCCCCUCCCUCACCAGUCCCCCCCCUCCCUCGCCUGUCCCCGACUCCUCCCUUCGUCCGUCCCUGACCCCCUCCCUUCGUCCGUCCCUGACCCCUUCCCUUCGUCCGUCCCUGACCCCCUCCUCCCUGGCCUGUUCCUGACGCCCUCCUCCCUCGCCCGUCCCUGACCCCCUCCCCCACUGACUGCCCCCUAUGACUCCCCCUUGCCCCUCUUGCCCCUCCCUUCCCUCGACCCCAGUCACAGGGGAACUUGUCUGCACACUAUUAAAUAAUGUUUUGCUUUUUACAAAAUGUAAUCUAGUUAAAUGUUUUUAAACGCCAGAAUUAAUUUCUUUUUUUCUCUUUUUUUUUGUUGCUUUCAUUAAAAACGAACUAUUCUUUUUGGGCGUGCUGCCUUCUUUCUA
Molecule: messenger RNA, 3532 nt
Organism: Mobula hypostoma (lesser devil ray)
Lineage: Eukaryota; Metazoa; Chordata; Chondrichthyes; Myliobatiformes; Myliobatidae
Gene: patl1
Product: PAT1 homolog 1, processing body mRNA decay factor
Exons: 18
Coding region: 104-2218 (704 amino acids)
Biological process (GO): P-body assembly; deadenylation-dependent decapping of nuclear-transcribed mRNA
Cellular component (GO): P-body
Molecular function (GO): RNA binding
Source: RefSeq, a predicted model, not a curated record